Molecule: messenger RNA, 1853 nt
Organism: Paramecium sonneborni
Lineage: Eukaryota; Ciliophora; Oligohymenophorea; Peniculida; Parameciidae
Source: the annotation of a GenBank genome assembly
AUGGAGUUUUUUGAAUAAUUUAAUAAUAAGGAAAUUACAGAAGAGAGAUUUGUUGAAUAAUUACAAACUCUAACUACUAAAAUACAAAAAAAAAGUACAUUGAAUUCAGAAUAAAUUCUUUAAAUAAACUAAUAAAUUGAAUAAAUCGAUGAUUCAUGUUUCAAUUCUAAUGUUGAAUUAUUCAUUAAAUUUGCUCUAUAUAUAUCAAAUAGAGGUGUCUAUGAAUUACUAUAUUAAUUGGGUUGGGAUAAAAUUCUAUUACAAAAAGAUAAUAAUGAUGCAAAUUUAUUAGGAUUAUAUAUUAUUAAACGUGUUUAUUAUUCUGAGAAUCAUAAAGUUCUUAUUAUCUUUUUAAAUGAGUAAAAUAAACAUCACUAAUUAUUAGUAUAUUAAGAUAACAAAAAACAGUUGAAAAGAAAUUUGUACUUCUAGAAAUAUAUGUAUAAAUACUUCCUAAAAUAGAAAAAAGAGAAAUUCAUUUAGCAGUAAUAUUUCCUGUUAUUCUAAUUGUUAUUAAUGAAGGAUUGCAGAAAUUCUUAAAAUAUAAAUAAUAGUAAAUUCAAAAUGAUUUGAAUGAAGAUAAUAAAUUUACUAAAUUGUAUAUGAACAAUUUUCAAAAUUGGACUGUUUCAUUUUUUAAGAGAAUUUUUGAUUCAAUUAAAAAAUUUCCUGAAAUUAAAACAUAAUUAGUAGCUAUACGUGAAUUGUAUGGUAUUGAUACUAAAUAUGAUUAUUUUGAUAAUUAAUUAAGUAGAAAACCUGAGGAACCAAAGUUAUUAGUUAAGCAUUAUACUUUAUUAUUCUUAUCAGAUUUAAUAUAAGGGAUUUUGGAGGCUGAAUAAACUAUGAAGGAUUCUUAAUUGGAUUAAGAAGUGAUAUAAACAUUAUUGACUUAAACAAAUUAAAUGGUUAAUGAAAUUCAUGAUAAUAAAUUGGAGAUAAUAGAAAAUUAUAUAAAUUGGAUAAGAUUCAGUAUUUAAUUUGAUAAAGAAUUACCUUAACAAUAUUUGAGUUAUUCAAAUGAAUAAACAUAUAAUCCAGCAUUUGUUUGUUAUUUGACAAAAGAAUUAUUGAUAAAUAGUAGUUUGGAGUAAAUAUUAACAGUAGAUUAUAAAUUGAAAAUAUUGAUAGGAGUUUUGUAUGAAUAAAAGAAGUUAACAGCAUUUAAAUGUGAUAUACAAAGUAAAUUAAUAGAAUUGAUUGUUAAGUAUUUAAAUUAGAGAGAUAUUACAAUGAAAUUGAAGGCAGCGAAUCAUUUUACAACACCAUUUGAUUAAAUAAUAAUAUUAAUAAUGGAGAAAGCAGGUUCAGGAUUGGCAGAUGAGAAGCCAUAUAUAUCAGCUUGGAAAAAAGCACAAAAUUCAUUUAUACCAGAGGCAUGGACAAGAAUAUUAGAAUAAUGUAUAAAUAAAUCAUAAAAUUAUGUUUUGUUAUCACAUUUAGUAAAUCAUUUUAGAAGUGCUCAGGCAUAAAUAGAGAAUGAAAUAUUAUUGAAGAAUUAUGAUAUUUUGAUUUAAGCAAUAUAUAGAAAAGAGAUAGGAAAUAUUGAUGAGAAAUUAUUAUUAUUUGAUUCUGCAACAUUUUUAUUAUAAUAAUUGGUAAUAAUUUAUAUGAGUAUAAUAGUAGUUAAAAAAGGCAGAGAUGAAAAAUUAAUUUGAAUAGAGAUGGAAACCUUUAUUAAAGAAAUAUGAAAAAGAUUUAUAGUAAUCGAUAGAUUAUUUGGAAAUAAAAAAGAAAGAAGGAGGUUAGUAAAAAUUAAAGGAGGAUUAAGUGUUUUAAGGAAUCUUAGAAUAAGAGAGAAAUUUAAAAAUUUCUUAUUACAAUUUAAACUAGGUGUUGUAGUGAAAAAAGAU